Messenger RNA from Athalia rosae (coleseed sawfly), 9231 nucleotides. RefSeq names its product focal adhesion kinase 1 (gene Fak). Gene Ontology annotation, molecular function: ATP binding; protein tyrosine kinase activity. The transcript has 22 exons. The record is from RefSeq and is a predicted model, not a curated record. Gene Ontology annotation, cellular component: cytoskeleton; focal adhesion. NCBI's taxonomy places the organism in Eukaryota, Metazoa, Arthropoda, Insecta, Hymenoptera, Athaliidae. Gene Ontology annotation, biological process: protein phosphorylation; signal complex assembly. Bases 1565 to 6844 code for a protein of 1759 amino acids.
UAACCACUGCAGGGUACCCAUUGUUCUUUCAGCUCAUUAACCUAAUUUCUCUGCGGCGUAUAUACCUAUACCCAUGUGCCCUGCACCUUAUCUAUUAGUAAUCUCGCGUCAACUUGGGGGCACUUACAAUUAGUUAGUUAACUACACGACUUUGUGUGAAAAUCUGAUUACGACGAGACCGCGCCUGGAAUACCCAUGUGUGCUGUGGACAUCGUAUAGCGUACCGCAGGAUCGGCAUUUUUGAUCAUUAUGAAAAUCACGUGAAAAGUGAAUUUUGCCAUUGCGUUCGACGGCCUCUCUUCGGUAACUAUCGUAGCUGGUACCUUCAGCUAUUACACAGCCCAUAUACAUACAUACGUAUAUACCAUUGGCGUUGUUACUCGUCCUGCAGACGGGUUGUCACGAAGGGUGGGGCGUGAAUGCGCGAUGCGCACCACAUGCAGGGGGUGCUGCCGCCGGCAUCGUCGUCGUCGUCAUCCUUUCGGUUCCAUCGUCGUGUCCCCGCGGUAGAUAGUUAGUUGUUCGUCUGCCGGACUCGCGUUCGCACUUUGAAGGCGGAUGAACGAACGAACGAACGGACGGACGAGCGAAGUCCACACCCUCGGCGCAUUGUAUACUUUACGAGUUUCAUGUACUUUAUAAUAUACAUAUAUACAUGGGUGUGACGACAUCGAGUAUAUAAAUUAAUAUAAAAGAGAGACACGAGUUGUUUUCUUAAUAUCAUUCGGUCGACCGGAUGGACUGAUAAAUGGAAUUAAAUGUAUAAAUUCAUCCUUGUACAACUUGCGUUUAAUUUUGCACAAUUUCAGUGGCUUACGAGUUCUGUCGCUUCUGCGGUUGGUGCUUUUUUUUUUCAUUGGUGGAAUAUUUUUGGAGAAGUUUUUAACGAUACGCCUUAUCGUGAAUUAUUCAUCCAUCCAUUCAUUCGUUAAUUUAUUUUUCAUCAUCACCGAACAAUUACAUUCUCCUUGUCAAAGACUUUAUAGGACACGCACUCGCGUAUACGUACGUAUAUACGGCGCGUUAUUGUACGAUUCGAAAUGAUUUUUCUGGAAAUAAUUCUAGUGUGAAUGACAAACGUCCGAGUGGUUUCUCGUAGCCACAAACUUAUACGGUUGAAACUUGUGCGACGUAUGCCCAUGUGUAACGGACUGUAAUCGACGGUUGUUGUAAGGUGAUUGUGUCUAGGAAAGAAAAAAAAACCAUAUUUGUGCAACUGUUGAAAAACUUUGUCCAUUGUGUGUUUGCCGACGAGUCGGAGAUAAUGGAGUGGUUACUAUUGUUACUGCGGAAUACUGCCGCGGUGAGAUGUUGAUCGAUAACAUAAUUGAAACCGUCCAAUAGAAACCUGAAUUCUUUAAUGUGUACAUACCUACGUAUGUGUGCUCGCCAUGUAUGCUAACGGUGCGGUAUGAAUCGGUGCUGAAAACUUUGGGAGAAAGAAAAGUGGAAGACUAGAAAAGGGAUAAAAAGUUUCGGAAAAACGGAAUAAGAUUAACAAGGGGGUGAAACCAAAGUGAGGAGACCACAUCGAGGUCAGCCGUUCGGAUGAAGACGGCUUAGGAUGAUGGUGGAGCGCGUCGAAGGUCACCUCUUCAUGUAUCGACGUCCCGUUUAUCGGGUCUUCCAGUAUCUCGAAACCUCCGACCAUGAGGGGAUGAGCGCUGGAAGUGAUGGGGGCGUCGGCGUCCAAUCUGGUGGUGGAAGUGGACGGGGCACCCCGCCGCACGGCUCGCCUACCCCAAUGGACAAAGCAACGCUUAAGGUCCACCUUCCGAACGGUGGCUUUAACGUCGUGAAAUUUGGAGAUGCGAUCGACGUCAGGGGGAUAAUUUCUCUGGUGACUAGUCGGCUCGCGGUAGGUUCCAGACAAUAUCGUCAUCUCUACGCGAUGAGAUUGCACCAUCCAGGUUCUGGUGAAAGCUAUUGGCUACAUCAGGACACGACGAUGUACCAAGUUCAGGAGAAAUAUGAACGCAAACAUCCCCACAGCGAAUGGAGGUACGAAUUGAGGGUGCGGUAUCUACCGCAGAAUCUCAAUGACCUCUACGAAAAGGACAAGGUCACGUUUUACUACUACUAUGAUCAGGUGCGAAAUGAUUACUUGAGCGCUACUCACGCUACCCUAGAUCAGGAUGUGGCUGUGCAAUUAUGCUGUCUCGAAAUUAGGUACUUCUUUAAAGACAUGCCGCAGAUUGCCCUAGACAAGAAAAGCAACCUGGAAUACCUGGAGAGAGAAGUAGGACUUCACAAGUUUCUUCCACGAACUGUCUUGAAUGGUAUGAAGCCGAAGGCACUCCGGAAACUGAUUCAAACGCAUUUCAAAAAAGUAGCCGCUCUCUCGGAGCUGGAAUGCAUGUUCAAAUUCUUCGACCUUCUACGAUCCUACUACAGAUUUGAUCAGGAGAGAUUUAUAUGCGCGCUUGGGUCGAGUUGGUCUAUACCAGUUGAACUAGUCAUCGGACCCGACUUGGGAAUUUCCUACAUGGCACAUCGAGGUGGAACUGUGCCGACAAGGAUGGCAGAGUUCUCGCAGAUCCAAACGAUUCAAACUUUGGUCUCAGAUUGUAAGGAGCAUGCAAAAGCUUGUAUCAAGCUUAGGGUUGCGGGGGCUGCAGAAACUCUCAGUAUAACUUGCUCGAGCUUGGACCAAGCUGAGAGUCUCGCGGAUCUGAUCGACGGAUACUGUCGGCUUACCACAGGGAGCAAUACGUCUUUGUGGAACAGAAAAGCUGCUUCCUGGAAGAAUUAUCCCUGCCCUUGCAAAGAUGCUCAUCCCCCAAAGUAUCGACACGAUGCGACAGAUAGCCCGGAAAAAAACGCUGGUGGUAAGACGGGGACUAUUCUCUCCGAAGACUACGCAGAGAUCGUCGAUGAGGAGGGGGAUUACUCGACGCCAGCUACUCGGGACUACGAGAUUGUUAGGAACCAAGUGGAGUUGGCAGAGAUCAUAGGAGAAGGACAAUUUGGUAAUGUUCACAAAGGAUCCUACCGGGGUCGCGAUGGCCAGGUGGUCCCUGUGGCGGUGAAAACUUGCAAAGUAGACGCUGACCUUGCGACAGCGGAAAAGUUUCUCGAGGAAGCAUAUACAAUGCAGCAGUUCGAGCAUCCACACAUUAUACGGCUGAUAGGCGUCUGCUCCGAGGCACCAAUAUGGCUAGUGAUGGAACUCGCAAGGCUUGGGGAAAUGCGCGCUUAUCUUCAGUCCAACAAGCACAGACUCGACCUCGCCACUCUACUUCUCUACACAUUUCAGUUAAGCACGGCUCUUUCCUACCUCGAGAGUAAGAAAUUUGUACACAGAGACAUAGCUGCAAGAAACGUCUUGGUAUCGUCAAACAGCUGCGUCAAGUUAGCGGACUUUGGUCUAAGUAGGUGGGUCGAAGAUCAGAGUUACUAUACCGCUAGCAAGUGCAAGUUACCGAUAAAGUGGAUGGCUCCAGAGAGCAUCAACUUCCGUCGAUUUACUACCUCUUCGGACGUAUGGAUGUUCGGUGUUUGCAUGUGGGAAAUCUUGAUGCUGGGCGUCAAGCCAUUCCAAAAUGUACGGAAUAACGAGGUGAUACGGAAAUUGGAAAACGGUGAGCGACUUGCACUCCCAAACCACUGCCCUCCGCGUCUGUAUUCCCUCAUGUCUCAGUGCUGGAGCUACGAGCCCAGCAAACGACCGACGUUUAAAGAUAUACGAGAAAACCUGCAUGAAAUUCUACGAGAAGAGAAGCACCAACAACAAGAGACGAUGAGGCGAGAGAAUAGAAGAGUACAAGCUAUGUCUUGGGGUGCUGACGAGGCUCCGCCACCGAAACCAUCACGGCAGCCUCAGAAUCCAAGUGAAUCUGGUCCUGGCAUGAGCUCAAUCGCUCCCGUCUCUACGUACAUCGUUGCCCAGAGUCCAGAGGUCCUCGCGCAGCUUCUGAAGGAUAACCAAUCUCGGGGGGUAUGUCCCUCCGUCUACACGACCCCCGCAUCCCCAUUCAAUACCCUCGCUGUUCAAUUCCAAGAUGAGGAUCAAGCUCUGACAACUACAAUCGCUACUGACCUGCCCUUUGCUCUCGACCAACAUGCCUCCUCUGAAACGCCACUCCCUUCUUAUAACGAGAACCAUUCCCUCGAUACAACGACCCUUGAAGACGUUGACUCUCUCGAUAGUAGCAUAGAUACGAUUUCCCCACUAUUAUCUAGCUUAACAAUGUCGGAGUCUGGUAUGGUUACGCAGACCCAAUCUCCAUCUGCGGGUAGAAAGCAUCAGGUCAAGGAUACCCAAAAUUUAUAUUCCGUUAGUUCGAAAUUAGUUGGCAGUAUUACUGGUGACCUGUAUUCCCCUGUGCAAAAACUCGUCUCCUCAAAUCCAAUCCCGAUAUCUUCGUCUUCAUCUUCUUCAUCACCAGCUCCUGGUGCCUGCGGCGAGAUUUACGGACCGGUUGUUAACUUUACGCAGAGCUCCGCGAUUGUGGGAAACCUUAGUCAAAGUCCAAGUGUCGGUAGUAACUUCAGUGACGGCACCGGCAAUCACGGAAGUGCGACUACCGAACAGAUAUCGUACGGCCAAAAUUGUAGCACGCCUCCACCCCAAACCUCAGCGAAUCAAUUCGGUAAUUCCUGCGGUGGUCAAUCUUUUCCCAGUGGUCAGAAUGUGAGUGGUGGUAGUAGUGUUGGUGGUGGUAUUUGCUACCCUCGUAAUGCCAUAUCGUCGAGUACAGCCGUUCCCAUUUCGAACGCGGAGUGCCUUUAUGGGCCAGUAAUGAAAUUCCGUGCUAGAGCUGCAGUACAGAGCCAAUGUGUGAGCCCUAAGUCAUCAACACCUCCUAGCGUUUCGCAUAUGCAAAAUGCAAAUGCAAGGAGUAAUAUAAUGUAUAGUCCUACUCCAGGGCAUAACUUUCAGCCACAAUCGUUUUACCCUCAGAAUCAUCAACAAGAUCAGCAACAAUUAUACUCGAAUAUUGCGCAGACGAGACCACCUAUUUAUGUAGUCCGAGGUCAGAGUCAGGGUCAGUCUGCCCAGAACUUUCAAAGACAAAAUUCCCAGGGUCAGUAUAUCGUUUACUCCCAAAAUCACCAGUUUGAUCAACAAAGUCAAAUGAACGGUCCGAAUCCUAUUUAUACCGCUCACGCGACUCCCACAAAUGUCGCGCAAGCACAAUGCUUCGGGCAAGCAUAUUCUGUACACAGUCAACCAAAUCAACAUGCAACCCCUUCGCGCCCUGUUCAAUCAUAUCCAAAUAUAGGCGAUAAUAAUUCCGGUAGUCAACCACAAAUGGCAUCAGUCACUAUCAAAGGCCAGGUAGCGCAGGGACAAUUUUCUACCUCUAAUCCUGUAUCGUCGCACACAAGUCAACAUACCCAAGUUGCAACAGGGGUGAACGUCUCUCAUCAACAUACUGCAGUACAGCCCCAAUUAGCGACUGCAGUACCGAGAUCGAAUGCUCCCCCCUCAUUGGCGAUCGGAAUAGCAAAGAUAACGACGUUUACACCUAAUAAAAAUGAUGAACAGUUGACCCGUUCAACGGACAGUACUUUGUCUAGUUCCUUGGUGUCGUCAGCCGUUAGCGACAGCACAGUUUCCUCUACCAGUCCGGCGACGGAGGAAAGCCAACAAGAUCAGCGAAAUGCACAAUCUCAGAUCUGUGAGAGUACUAAUGAUAUAUUCAGUCACAGCGUGGACGAUGAACAGAAAUUACUUGAGCAACGGUUGUUAGAACAGCAACGCCAGUCUGAAGAAGAUAGCCGUUGGCUUGCCAGGGAGGAGAAACGACUUUCAAUCGCUACAAGCGGUGAUGAAAGUGGAAGUCCUUUAGCACCUCGAUCGGUCACCCAGUCACCCAGCAAUGAAGCCACUCCGAUCAAUACAGGUUCCCUUGGUUCAGACAAGGGUUCCGAUAAAGUUAUCAUUGUCAAGAAAAUGGAACCAACACCUACUGCUGACCUUGAUAGGACCAAUGACAAGGUGUAUGACUGUACAACGAGUGUCGUUAGAGCUGUUAUGUCUCUUUCCCAAGGAGUGCAGCAAAGUAAAGCUGAACAGUACCUGGAGUUAGUGAGAAAGGUGGGUGUCGAACUGCGAGCUUUGCUAACAUCUGUGGAUUCGCUAAUUGAAAUUCUACCUGCAUCUGCUCAUCGUGAAGUGGAAAUGGCGCACAAAGUUCUCAGCAAGGAUAUGGCGGAACUUGUUUCUGCUAUGAAAUUAGCCCAAAGUUACAGUGCCACCACAUUAGAUGCAGAAUAUAGAAAAGGAAUGUUAUCAGCAGCACAUAUACUGGCAAUGGAUGCUAAGAACCUCUUGGAUGUCAUCGAUUCUAUACGAAUUCGCUACCCUUACGUGGAUAACCAGAUUUGUCAGAAAACUGAAACAAGUAUUACACCUGAACCAUCAAUAGAAAACAAAUUUCAUUCCAGCCAAUCUGGAGAGUUAUUAAGGAGAAGUCAAUCAAGCGAAAGGCAUGGAUCAAUGUUUAGGCAAAGCCAAAGCGGAGACCUAUUGCACAGAAUGGGCCAAUCAGUUGAAAGAACAUUUCAGGAUGGUCAAUCUGAUGUUAGCUGCAUGUCUACUUUAGAGCGAAGGGAUCAAAUGGUCACAAAUAGUUUGGAACGAAAUUCGACGGCAAGAAGACAAAUGGCAACCAAUAGCUUAGAAAGAAAAAGGCCGUCUCUGUCAUGUAAUAAGGGUCCCUCCAGUAACCCAGCAAAUCGUCCCCCACCAGUUCCCGUCUCCUGUAACAUUGUACAGUCAAUUACUCCUGUAAUACAUCCAGGUCAUGUGGGUACAACUAACAUCGCCAGCCAAAAUUCUUCCGUCUUUACAGCUAAAAGUAAAACAGCCAAUGAAACGCCACCAAAUGAUAGCUAACAACACAACUCAGAUCGAAGCGGGCAUCAACCAAUUCUCUUGAAGGCUGUAAAGUUAUGCAACAUAGAGAUACAAGAAAUAUGAUUCAAUUUCUUGCGAUAAAUAACGUAGCAAACAGAUUUUACGUGUAGGUGGUCGAAUGGCGAUAACUUCUCAGUUUAUGUCCCUUGGAUAGCAUUUACGGAUGUGAUUAGUAGUUCUGCUUUUUAGCUCUUUUACACUUUUCAAUACAAGAUUUUUGUCCCAGCGUACUUAUAGACAGGACAGUAUUUAUUAGUUGUAGAUUAAGAAGAUUUGUCAACAGACGAAUUUAAUCAUAGCUGUGUACUGAUAUCAAACUUGCAACUCCAAAGUUUUGAAAUUAUCGUGAAUAUUUGUUCUUAUAAUAUCACGUACAGGUUAGUCGUCAAUGACUGUGACAAUUCAUUUCACUAUGUUUCUACUAUUGCUGAUUUUUAGACAUUCCAAACAGAGGUAGCCAGACUGGAAAUUAUCCAAUUAUGUAUCAAAUUAUUGUUUACUGUUGGCUCUGAUCGAUAUGACUAAAAAUCACAAUACAUAUGGUGCAGCUCUUCUCAAUAAGCGAAAUCAUGUUAUUUUUUUAUUUUUUUUUUUUUUGUGCAUAGGCUUGUUUGGGAAUUUGAAAAAAUCCAGAAACAUUAGUCCAGAUGCAUGUGACUAUCUUUAGGGUUUUAUGUGAAAGCAUAUUAUGAUCAAUAAAAUCAGCAAACAAACAUGGCUCAAUGAGACGCAUAGUAAAAUUAGCUCUUUGUAGCUAUCCCAGGUUUGUAUACCUAGAAAUAUUAUAAUGCACAAGCAAAAGUCGCCAGUUGAUUCUAGCCAGACUAUAGGUAGGUCUAUUGUACUUUAGGUAUGCAUAGGAAAAUUAAGGAUAUUCAUACAGAUUAAAAAAAGUCAGUCAUCUUGGCUGCACAUGAAAACUCAGUCUCAUAAAUUUUACAAUUUUACAUUUUUUUUUUAAGUCAGUUUUCUACAAAACUUCUCCAUAUAAAGAGAUUGAUGAUAAAUUGUAAGUAGAAUUGAAUGUUGAUUAGAUGAAUAUUUUGCAUUUCGGAACAAAGUUUGUACGAGAUAAGCCUGAUUUUCAAAAUAUUUCCCAGUAGAAGCGUAUUUUUACAAAAACUUGUGUUUCUUUUCCUGUUCGAAUUAACAUGGAAAUUCCUCAUUACCUGAAUUGCACAAUUCUGUUAUCAUAUAAUCAAAAGGUUUGCUAUUGCUAAAUUUUGCCUCGAUAACAGUAUUGAGGAAAACUGGCAAAAGCGAGUAGAUUAUUAUUAUAAUAUGCAACUUUAUAUGAUUGUUAACUUGAUAAUCAAGUGCCAAACAGAAUAUGCAUUCGUGUUGCAAGGCUUUCAAAUUUUUAUGCUUGCAUAUUUUUCAGUUGUACAUGAAUCUUUAAUAAGUCGUACGCUGAUAAUAUGUAGAAAUACAAAAAUCCCAAUCUCUGUCAAAGCAACGUGGAGAAAAAAAAAGUAAAUUUCUAAAAAUACUCUCAUUGAUUUUAAGCUGGAGGAAAGAGUUGUUUAAAUGCUAAGAAGGAAUUGAACCAAGGCUACCCAAUCUUAGAGUCUUUUAACUACCUAUUAAAAAUCUUGUAAACUAGAUUAUCUUCAGGCAUUGAUCCAUAAUUCGUCGAGCUUUUCAUUUAAGCUUCUCGUGUAUGCACCAAUUAGGUUUAUCGAUGUGUCGUGAAUAAGAAAGCAGUAAAGAGCGAUUAAACUUUAUGUUCUUUCAAUACUACGCAUAACGCAAAAAAAUUAUUAUUCUUAUUGCGAUCCGUUCUUUUCUUAUUGAACGUAAUUGACAGUCAAAGCUGAAUACUAGACAAACGUAUCGUGCAUUUAGUAGAUUAUAUUUUCUGACUGUAAGGUGUAUUCGAACGACAAUUAGAAUUCAUUUGUACUGAUGAAGUGAAUAGUACAUAGCUAUUAUUACUGCAAUAUUUAUAAUUAUUACAAUUAUUAAAGUUACUUAGAGAAUGAAUGAUCAUUAUUACAUAUGUUUCUUGUAAAAAUCGAAAGGUCUAAGCUGAUGUUAGUGUUCAAAAAUGGUACAAUUGUAGUACAUAGUAUAAAAAUUGUAAGGGUACCAAAUUGAAACGAGAAACUGACAUCAUUUGUUGUUCUAUUAUAUAACACAUAACACUGCAUCAAGGUACGAUAACGAAGUAAUCACAUGAUUAGUUGCAUUGUAUAUAUAAAAAAAAAAGAUUAAUUAAAAUUCGUGGGAAGCGAUUGUAGCUCGAUGCAGUGUGGAUGAAAAUAAUGUAAUAUCCCUGAGAGUAUGAAAACUCGUGUCCAUAAGCUCACAAUUUUUUCGAGUUCAAAUGUAUAUUUUUCAUCAUAUAUAAAAAGACAUUUUACUUA